Colletotrichum spaethianum is the source of this 1515-nucleotide messenger RNA. RefSeq names its product putative band 7 family protein R614. Gene Ontology annotation, molecular function: ATP binding; ATP hydrolysis activity. The record is from RefSeq and is a predicted model, not a curated record. Gene Ontology annotation, cellular component: cytosol; peroxisomal membrane. Gene Ontology annotation, biological process: protein import into peroxisome matrix. The coding region runs from base 1 to 1515 and encodes 504 amino acids. NCBI's taxonomy places the organism in Eukaryota, Fungi, Ascomycota, Sordariomycetes, Glomerellales, Glomerellaceae. The transcript has 2 exons.
AUGCCUCGCCACGACAUCUGGAGCCCGGAUGCGUUCCAGAAUCCGGCGUUCAAUACCGGAACGACUGCCUUGCCCCGCCGUACCCAUCCCCACACGAGCUCCCAUGCUCCCCGCACGACAACUCGGGACUCGGAGCCCGGCAAUGGCGACGGCGUCACGAAGGAGUACUUCAAGCACUCCAGCGGAAAGCGUGUCAACACCGAUGCUUUAGUUUCCAAGGCUCUUAAGGAGCAGUACCCGCACCUUGAGCUCGUUGUCGUCCCCGAGGCCCUUGGUAUUGACAGUGACUGUAACCUUCUUGCGUUUGCACAAGCUGGGCACGCCAGCUUCGAGGUCGUCGAGGACAAGAGCACCAAUCUUCCCUCGUCUCUCGAAUGGCUCAUCUAUCUCCCUCCAGCCCGCCGUAUUGAUGGGGAUCAGGGAGGCCUCGCCAGCACGACCAAGUUUGGCAAGUAUCUGUACAAGUGGGAGGGUCAUGAGUUCAUCCUCUACUUGAUCGACGGCCGCGAUGGAACAGUCCCUUACCCAGUCAAAAACUACUAUAUCCUAGCUCCCGAGACGUACCACAUCGACCAGCUUGUCCUUGCCGCCGGGAAAUGGAGCAGCGAUCUUCAUGAGGAAGUGUGGGUUUUCGACGGGGGCUUUUGGCAAAAGAGCCGCGAGCUCUUUGAGAGCUUCCGGAAUGCCUCAUGGGACAGCGUCAUCCUCGACGAAGACAUGAAAAAGUCUCUUAUUGAGGAUCACCUCUCAUUCUUCAACUCUCGGGACACCUACCAGAACCUCAAGGUACCUUGGAAGCGCGGCCUGAUUUAUUACGGACCGCCAGGCAACGGAAAGACGAUCUCGAUCAAGGCCACAAUGCACAUGCUAUACCAGAAAAACAUCCCCACGUUGUAUGUGCGGUCGCUUGUCUCUUGGAUGGGGCCAGAGUACUCCAUCAAGCUGAUCUUCGCCAAGGCGCGGGAGUAUGCGCCCUGCUACCUUGUCUUGGAGGAUCUUGACACCAUCAUUACCGAUGAGGUCAGGAGUUACUUUCUCAAUGAAAUGGACGGUCUGAAGUCCAACGACGGCAUCUUCAUCAUUGGCAGCACAAACCAUCUGGAUCGCCUCGAUCCAGGCAUUUCCAAACGCCCAUCUCGAUUCGAUCGAAAGUACUUCUUCCCAGACCCGAGCCUCGAACAACGCAUCGACUACUGCCAUUUCUGGCAGAAGAAGCUCAAGGCCAACAAGGAGAUUGACUUCCCCGACAAGCUGUGCGAAGCUAUAGCCAAAAUCACUGACAAGUUCAGUUUCGCCUACAUCCAGGAGGCCUUCGUCGCCGCCUUGCUGGCCAUUGCGCGCCGGUCAAACCACGCUAAGCGUGACAGCAUUCAGGCUCUGACGGAGCAGCUUGAGGACGACUGGCUUGAUGUUGUAGACGCUUCAGAUGACGAGGACUUGAAGAAAUUGGUAUUGUGGGUCGAGAUCAAGAAACAGAUUGAGAUUCUCAGGGAGGGUAUGGAACAAGAAAUCUAG